Messenger RNA from Zootoca vivipara (common lizard), 11984 nucleotides. The record is from RefSeq and is a predicted model, not a curated record. NCBI's taxonomy places the organism in Eukaryota, Metazoa, Chordata, Lepidosauria, Squamata, Lacertidae.
GUGGGUGGGUGACUUUAAGGCUCCCGAGAGCUGGAAGCGUGGCUCGGGAGGGUGAUGGCGAAGCAGGCCUCCGGGCCCAGCUGGCCUGUGCUGAGAAACGGAGCUGCUGCGUUUGUGCGUGUGUGAAUGGGAGCUUUUUUUUGGUGCGGGGCUGGUUGCUUUGCGUGGAGGGGGGUGGGGAAAGCCCGGGUGAAGGGAGGCCUUGAAAGGCACUGCAAUGACCUUUUGUAAAAGUUGCUCUGGUGGUGGUUGCGGCGUGGAACAUGGCCGGGCACGUGUGAAGGUUACACAUUGAGGCCCGCCGGGGGAGGGAAGAUACUACUAGAACUAUUUCCCCACCAGCAUAUCCUCCUACCUUUUUUUUAAAAUAAAACCUGGAAGAUUUCUUUUUACUCCCUCCGCCCAUAUAGCCUUCCCCCCCCCGCCAAACCGCAGGCACAUGGCAUGAGUGCAAAAUAAUCAGCUGACUGCCUGGCUUUCUCUUUCUCUUGCCUAGCUAAUGCUUUGAGUAGAUUCCAGAUUGUAUUGUUCUUAUUGUAGAAAUGUUGCAACUUAGCAACUUGGCGCUGGCUUAACUGUGCGCAUAAACAGCACGCUUUCAGUGGUGAAGGGGUGUAGUUUCUGGAUCUGAAGGUGAUUUAAACGAGAUGGGUUUAACCGGUUUUAUUAUUUGAAGAACUUAACACAUUGUGAUUAUUGCAAUAAUAUUGUUACUCGUUGUAACUAAACAAUAUAGCUUUGCACCUUCUAGUACUGUGUAACUCUAUUAGAAGGAAAAGUUUGUGAAUGGAAGUUGUAUGUAACAUAUGGCUGUUUUCAAACAGUGCAAAGUCAAAAUGGAGAAUGCCAUUUUCAAAUGCAAUUCCAAUCUUUCUUGUGAUAAGAUAAGCAGUUACUUAGAUUAAGAAAGCAUAAAAUGGUUUUUCAUGUUAAAUAUUUAUUUGGAGUCUUACUUGUAGAUCAGUUUUACACAUGCCUUGAAUCCAGUGGGACUUUCUUCAGUGGGACUUACUAACAAGUAAAUAUGUAUUAGAAGACAGCCUUAGGCACCCAUUAAAAUAAUGCAUAAUGAAACAGUGAAUGCCUUAAAUGCAUUUUCAGCAGAACCAUUGACUUCUGACAAAGGUGUGUGAUUAGAACCUAUUUAUAAAUCAUACAUUAUAUUUUUUUUAUUUCACCAACAGGCCUUUUAUUAUGAGUACUUAAAGGGUGGACUAAUGUGGCUGUUCUGUAGUACAUAUAAAGGUUAUUCAAUAUAGGUAAAAAGGGUUUGUUCCAGGGUGUACAAAAUGUCAGAAAACUUAGGGAUUCACAGCACAUUCCUAUAUAUGUAUAGUCAUCACAUUACUCCUCAGUAAGUACAUAAGGAAUCACAGGAGUGUGAAUAAUUGGAAUAAUCACAUCUAUUUAGAUGCAAACAUGAUUUGAAGGCUAGGGACUACCGGUAAUUAAGAAAACUUAACAUAGAAAUAAAUAAGCGGCUGCAGUAGUAGCCAUUCAGAGUAAUUUAUUACACCUGGAGUGCUAGAAUACUUUACCUUUCUUAAAAAAAAAAACAGAAAUGGAUAUAAGCAGACCAGGAGGAAGAGUCAGUUCCUGUUUUAAUUUCUUCUAUUGGGAAAAUGGUAUGGCUGUUUGUAAUGACUCAUCAUUUGUUAGCAAUUAAUUGAUUUUCCCAAGCUUGCAAGCUUAUCACUUUAUAAAGUAACUGAAAAUGCAUGCUUUUAAGGAUGCAAUCCUAUACACACUUAUCUGAGGGCGCUUACGUCUAAGUAAACUUACCUAGGACUGUGCUGUAAUGCAUACAAAGGUUAAACGUGCCUAUGGUGAGCCUUUCAUAUAUUUUUUUUAAAAAACCUUCAUUUAUAAUGAUGAACCUAGCCCCCACAACAAUGUUUGUGGUACAUUCUUACUGUUUUAGUCUGUUUCGUUCCAUAACUGUGGAAUGGUUAGUAGAUUGAACUUCAGCACAAUUGGAUGCCUCCCUUUAGUGCAGUGAAGCGUUUUCUCUUAACACGAGAGCCAUUUCUGAUCAUCAGUUUGCAACAGAGUUCAACUACAGUCGUACCUUGGAAGUUGAACGGAAUCUGUUCCGAAACCUGUUCCGGAAGUCCAUUCGACUUCCAAAACGUUCAGAAACCAAAGUGUGGCUUCUGCAGCCAAUCGGAAGUUGCAGAAGCCCAGUCGGACGUUUGGCUUCCAAAAAUAGUUUGCAAACCGGAACAGUCACUUCUGGGUUUGCGGCGUUCGGGAGCCAAAACGUUCGGGAACUAAGCUGUUCCAAAACCAAGGUACAACUGUGCAUGUUACCAACAUGCUAUAUUUGUGAUAGCUGUUUAACUUGUGUACCUUGUGCAAGAUCUAGCUCACGGGUGGGGAACCUUUUUGAUUUGGUGAACUAGAACUUUAUCUCCUCCCUCUCCACAGGCCUACUUUUGCAGGUGGGUGGACCCACUUGUCUAUCAUUAAUGUUAUGAGGUUGUCAGGCGAUUUGAUAAGUGUGCAUUCUUGCUCACCUCUCAAGGUUGCCCGGUGGGAUGUUAGGGGAGGGGUUUUUCUUGCAGGGAAUGUGUUGGUGAAACUGCACCCAGCUGUACUGUAGUCUGCUCAGCAGCUAUUGAGCAGAGUCCAGUUCUGCUCCAUGCCUGAGCAGGAUUUAGUCUCCCUUCUUUAGUUGAUGAUUGUGGAUUAAAUCCUACUGCUUUGGUUGUGUAUGCCAAUUCUCAGCAGGGGAAUUGAUGUGUGCAGCCAAUGCAGAAUUGAACCCUGAUUAUCAGCUGACUGAGAGGUGGAAGCAGGCUUGGGGAAAUGACCUUCUGGGCCAAAUUCGACCUGGUGGGCAAAGGUUGGUCUGUGAACUGGAUGUUUCCAAUUCCUGAUUGGCUAAUGACCAUAGUGUUCAUGGGUAAGUAAAAGAGUUCUAGGAGGACAUGCUAUUUUAAACAUACUUGCUUGCAAAUGAUACUUAAUUGCAGUGGAUCAUUCAAGAAUGCAAGCUUUGAAUUGGUUCUGAUAUUCCUGAUUUUUCUUAUUCAGCUAAUCUUCAUUUCUUUUUCCUUUAUCAGUACCUUAGCCUCUAUAUAAUGACACCUCAAAUCCAAAGAAUUGCCCAUGUUAUUUUAAAGAUGGUUUCAAUUUUCUUUACUUAUAGUAAAGUUUUGGCAUCUUGUUAUAACAUGGAGAUUGGACUGGGAAGUCAGUUUAGUGCUGAACACAGUGCUAAGAGGUCACUAUCUCUUUUUCUUUUCUGCCCCUGGCAGCUGUGCAACUUUCAAACUAGGUAAGCUUCAUUGGGGAAAGAGGCUGAGAGGGAAUUCUGUGUGGUCGUUUGGCAACCAUACAAGCAUCUCUUAAUGCUUCCUCUUAACCUGGAAGUGAUGGGGGAUGCUUCCAUAGUUGCUUAGCGACUGCAUGUUUCCCCUUCUACUGCCUUGUCUGUAUAAUGCGUACUAGCUCAGUUGGCAUGUAUGUGGCUGAAAAAAGUGCAGCUGUUACCACCAUUCCUUGCUUUAGUGUUGGCUAAGACUGGGAAGCAAAAAUCAUUCCCCCUUCAAUACUUCCACUGGGCUAGUAAUAAAUUGGAUUCGGCCUGUGUACUGUCAAUUAGCAGUUUUUGAUACUGCAGAGCUUGUCUGAGGCCCCAGGCAGGAGUCUUGUUAUAAUAAAGUUAUAAACUUAAACAACCCCCACUACCCCAUCCCAGCCCCCUGAGGCCUGGGACAAGUGUACCUGGCUGGGCCCCCCACUGCUACCAUAUUUGUUGCUUUCUCAUGUUUAUAUUUUGUAUCUCCUAAUCUGAUUCAUUAUACAUUAACAAGUUCUCAUUAUAUACAUAAUAAUGCAUCUCCUUAUCUUGGAUGAGUUUAGUAACGUAUAUAUUGAAAUACUCAAAGGUGGUGCUAUGGCAUAGCUAACCUUUAAGUACAGUAAAAUGUCCAUUUAGUAACUUACUUGCUGGAGAAAUAAUAGACCUAUGCUGAACAAAGGUAAAAAAAUCAAAGCAACAAUACUACUUUGUUCCUGUUAUCAUAGUUAUAAAGCCAAAAAUAUUAGACACUGGUGAAUGAAUGAUACCAACAUCAAAAUGUGCGAUGGUUUGAAUUUUUAGUGGAAACUGCAUGACACAUCAGACAUAACAGUUACAGUAAAAGAAGUGCAUGGUAUGCAGUCUUGGUAUUGAUUUUAUAUGGCACCCUUUUGAAUAUUAACUGCAUUGAAAAGUUAAGUCAGGCAUGUGCAUAACGCAAAGUGGGUGUGGAUGGGUGGGGAGUGGUAGGUAACAACUAGUGCAAAAGCUUCAUUUUGCCAGUGUUACUUUAGUGCUGCCUGUCUUGAUCUUGUUUGGCAGAACUCUAAUGAUCUGUUCAGGGAUGGACUGUGGAUUGCAGGUGUUUAGCAUAUUUGUUACUAAACUCUCUGGGUUGGAUCCAGAGAAAAGCAUGCAGAAAGGGGAUUUCAGAAGCUGAACUCUGCUCCCCCAGAACUCCUCUGCUGAGUCCAAGGCUCUGUGUGUGUGGCUGAGGCGAUCUCUGAAACUUGGGCCAUGACUAGGCAGGGCACAAGCCUGCUAAGCCUUGUGGUCUGGUGCAUGGAUGCUAAUCCUGUCUUCCAUGUAACAAGGCUAGAUCUGGUCACUUCACAAAACAAUAUUUCAUGUCCAGCUGUUACAAUGCUAAUAAUAUGCCUAAAGGGCAUGGGGAAAGUUGCAUUUGUAUGUGGUUUAAUCAUAGAAUUGUAGAGUUGGAAGGGACCGUGAGCUUCAUCUAGUCCAACCACCUGCAGUGAUGUAAAGGGGGAGGAAAUUAUUGAAAUUUGUUAGUUAAGCAGAGCUGCUUCAGAGCUGUUACUGAAAAGUUUUUACUGAAUGAUAUCCUUGUAUAACAAGUUUUGUUGCUUCAACACUGUUUGACACUGGCACACGCAGGAUUUUGCUGUUUGCUUUUACUGUUUUUGCUCAAUCAUGCUUUGGCAACAAGCAGUAGAAAUAAGUGGUAACAUAUUGGAUUUCAGCCUGAGCUAAGUCCUCGUGUAUGAAAUUUAGACAUUUAACGGAAGCAGGAAGUUGGUGCAGCAAGACUUCAUUCCUCCAAACCGUAGUUUGAAUUUGCUCUCUGAGGAUUAUCGGUGCUUAGAAAUGACUUUUAAUUGGCCUUGCAAACGGCUUUGAUGCAAGCCCUCGAAAGGCACAAUUAUUAGAUUGUCAUUCCAGUUAUAAGAAGUUUGGGAGGAUCUCUAGAAUAACUUUGCAGGGUAUGGUAUUAAAGCCACUCCUUGAUGCUAGAGAGACUCCAGAAGGCUAGACUCUGGAAUUCAACUUCCUUGUUCUCUGGCCUGUGCUUCUCUGUGGCAAGAUGCAGGUAACAUCGAAAGGUGCCAGCUUAAAUCCUAAUGCAAAAGUAUGGCAGGAAAGCAUGCAAGGAAACUCUGAAUCUGCACCGGCAACUAAUGGCACUGAGCAAUCAUGGCAAGAAACAGCAGCUGUGCUGGGAAACAGUACAGAGGGUAAUGCUGAGGUUGCAGAUGAUGGUGCUAAGCGGUAUGAAACAAUGUAUUCAUCUUGUGAAGCGUCAAAUAGCUCAGGUGUUGAGGAAUCCGCGGCUAAUGGAAUGGUCUUGACACAUGAAGAACUUGGAUACCAACUCUAUGAUGUUUCUGAUGAAGGCAGCCCUGUCAUUUCUCCGGAAGACUUGAAAGAGUGUUUGAAGAAACAAUUGGAGUUCUGUUUCUCACGUGAGAAUCUAUCCAAGGAUCUUUACUUGAUGUCUCAAAUGGACAGUGAUCAAUUUAUUCCAAUAUGGACAAUCGCCAACAUGGAAGGAAUUAAGAAACUGACAACUAAUAUGGAUCUAAUUGUGGAAGUACUAAGAUCUACUCCUAUAGUCCAAGUGGAUGAACGAGGAGAGAAAGUUAGGCCAAACCACAAACGAUGCAUUAUUAUUCUCCGUGAGAUUCCUGAAACAACACCUGUAGAGGAGGUAAAGGCACUGUUUAAAAAUGAAAGCUGCCCCAAAGUGAUAAGUUGUGAAUUUGCUCAUAAUAACAACUGGUACGUUACAUUCCAGUCGGACACUGAUGCACAGCAGGCAUUUAAAUAUUUACGGGAAGAAGUUAAAACCUUUCAGGGCAAGCCAAUAAUGGCCAGGAUAAAAGCCAUCAACACAUUUUUUGCCAAGAAUGGUUACCGGGUAGUGGAUUCCAGUGUGUAUGUUCAGCCUGUUCAAACACAAGCACAGUUUGCCUCACCACUGUUUAUGCAGCCUGUAUAUAGUCCUCAGCAGUACUCCAUCUACAGUAUUGUGCCUCAGACAUGGUCUCCAAACCCUGCACCUUAUUUUGAAACACCACUGGCUCCAUUUCCUAACGGUGGCUUUGUAAAUGGCUUCAAUUCACCAGGAUCGUACAAGACAAAUGCUGCUGGAUUAAGUAUAGCUCGCCCAUUCCAUAGAAACCGCGUGAAGCCUCAUUUCCGAUUGUCAAGUAGUUCUGAACAUUCUGCUGAAGUAACAUCCGCAGUCAGUGCUGUGUCUGUAGGAGAUGGACAACUGCACAGAGCCAGCUCGAGGAAUUUUCAAACAGAACGGCAAGCAAACACAUUGUCAGGACACCAAGAUCAAAGCUAUUCACCGAAGGAUUCUUCUGUUACACAGAUAGAGCAAAAUGGUGAUUAUGGCAUGAGCAGAGGCAGGAGAAACAUUUUCAGAGGUCGGAGAAGACGGGAAGAUGACAGACUUUUGCGGCCUCAGCCUUCAGCUGAAACUAAGACUUUGACACCAAAGUUUGACUUGCUAGCCUCGAAUUUCCCUCCAUUGCCUGGCAGCAUGAUAAAAACACAAGGGGACCCAGUCUUGGAGAGUAGGAUGUCGGACGUUGUUAAAGGAAUAAGCAAAGAAAAGGAAAACAAAGAGUUGCCAGUCAAUUGUAUAGCAUCUACUCAGGAAGAGCAGGGCCAGAGUACUGUUCAGCCUGUUGUGAGUGCCAGUUCUCCCUGUGAGAUUGAUGUUCCUGGAUUAAGUGCCACUCAGCCAGAUAAGCUGGAAGAGGUCCAAGCGCAGAAAGAGGUUGCAAGCCAGACUUCGCCACCUUCACCUGUGUGCCCCCUCAGUACUGUAAAAUCACCUAGGACAAACGCCACUUCAUCUACAACCAGUACGAACACGAUGCCUACUGGGACAGUACAGCAACCCCGGAAGCUCAGCUAUGCUGAAGUCUGCCAGAAACCCCCAAAAGAGAUGGCUCCAGUUCCUGUUCAGCCGCUUAGGGAGCUGCGUACCAAUGUAACCUCUCCUGCCAAAACAGAAGAAAAUGGCACCCAUGAAAGAGCUGGAGAGAAGGCGUGUGAAAAACCUGAAGGACGGGUUAAGGACUUUGCUGUCUUCAGGGGCAACGGGCCUCCCAGGGGAGCCGCAGGAAAAAUCAGGGAACAGAGGCGCCAAUGUGGACGUAGGUCUUCUCCUCAGGGAGCGCCUCGGCGUGUUGGCAAGGAGCAGUAUGUGCCACCACGAUCACCAAAGGAAAAUUGAUCAAACUUUUUAUUUAAUCAUAACUAUGGACUAAUGAGCAGUAGAGGAGAAACUGGCCAGCUGUGAGAAAUACAAAUGUGGGGAAAGCGGACACUGAAUUCAAGAGCACAGAGUUUGCGGUGUGAGAGUGCUUGAGGAGGUCCCAAUAUUCAUCUCAAAGUGAUAUAUAAAAUGCUGGAGGAAUUGAAUCAAUAUAAAUAUGAUAAAAGAUUAUAAUUUUUGUAACUUUUUUUGUUUUAAUUUGCAGCGGGUUUCCUGCCUGAAGGUAGACUCUUGGGUUAUGAGUUAGUUUGUUGAAAAUGAGGAACAAAUACAUACACAUGAUAGCGUGUUCCUCACCUGGAGAAAGAAGAGGCAAAAUAUUUUUUUUCCUUAUUUGAAAAAAGCAUUUCUGUAAAAGUUAUAAAUUACUUUUUAAAUCUAUUUAAUGUACGGCUUGUAGGAUGAUGUGUAUGCCAUUAAUGGCCUUGCAUUACAAAUCAGCCCCAAAACUGACAUGCUUGGUCAGUAUGAAUGAGUGUAGCCACAUACUUGUUAUGUCAUGAUUUAGUCACUGCUGAUAACUGAAUGUACUACUGUAGUAUUUUGUGUUUUGGAAAUGUAGUAUUUGAACUUACUAAUUUUGGUCAGUUUUUAAAACUCUGUUUUACUUUGGAUUAUACAAACAGCAAGAUUAGUAAAUGAAUAGUGGGCAAGGUUUUAAUUUGUACUUGCUUUUCCUCUAAUUAGGGAUUGCAUUAUUUUUAUUUCCCCCCACUGCGUUAGUAUUUUCUCUAAAUCUUUAUUACAGAAUUAUGCACAUCUAGCUGGAAUGGUUGUUCCAGUACUGAUGCAGGACUACCGGUAAUACAGAAAAAGUGCACAGCAAACCUUUUCUUGGUAUCACAUUUAAUGACCUUGGAUUUUCAUCUCUUCCGUAUGCUUAAUUGUGAGAAGUGAGGCAAGUCAGUUUGAAGUUUGCCCUUGCAUGGCAAGGCCUCUAGAGUAACUUGCAUUGAUAGAUACUGUAUAUUGAAAAAGCUCUUUCUACCGAAAAAAGCACUUCAUACUAUACUGGAAAUCAGGUUGUGUAUAGGGCAGACUUUUAAAACAGCAAGUUUGGUAACUAGGUUCCCUCGGUUUUUUUAGAGGUGAUAGCCAUGGAAACUUCCAAGUUAGUCUGGAGAACAUUGGAGAGGAUUUUUACAUAGCUUUAUGUUAAUUAGAUGAACAACAUUGUGUAAUGAGCAGUCAGGGUUAUAAGCUGGUAACUGUAGUAAGUCAUAAAAGGAAUAGGAAAGCUACAACAAGUUAAAUCUGCCAAAAUCUGCAUGCUAGAGUUCAAGGUUCUGUAUUAAAGUGUUAGGGGAAAGUAUCUUGCAACAACAAAGUGUACCUUUCUUUAGUUAAUAGCAAGUAUAACAAAUCUAAAGUUGUUAGUUGUGAACACUGGAAAAUGCAGUUGCGAGAUACCACCACAUCCUAGUUUAUAUAUGCUAGUGAUAACUUUAAAAUGUCAGUGGCAGAUAAAUAAUUUAACUGUGAAAAUGUUCAUCUUCUGAUUUUCUUAGCCAGAUAACCCUUGGCAAUUUUUACUCAGUAGGCAUUCUCUAUCAAUGGCUUUGAGAACACUCAUAUCUAUUUUUAUAAGUAUAUAAAUAUAUAUAUAAAGUUAGAUUUGUCAUUUCUCUAACUUAUUAUUCAGCUUGGCAAUCACUUUUUUAUUUGAUUGAGAAGUGUAUAUGUACUUACAUAGUUGAUAUUCUUUUUUCUAUGCAUGUUAUUAAUCAUUACUCAUUUUAAAGUACAUGUGCUGGGUUUGGCAGUCUUUAAAUUUACACAAAUCAUUGAUCACAUCUGUUAACACAAAAACUCAUUUUGGUUUACUCAUAAUGCUAUUUUUGUAUGGACAUAACCCACAAAAGGUGAAAAAUAUUUAAAAGUGUUAAGAACGCUGCAAAAUGUAUGGAAGGGUACUUAAAAAAUGCUUUUUUAAGAUCAUAAAUCUAAUUACUGCACUUGGAAUGGAAAAAAAGGUUGAACUGCUACAGUUAUCCUUAGGGUAGACACGUAUUGUGACAUUGCAAACUAAAGAUGUAUUUGAAUUUAUAAGAGCCGACAAGAGUUCGGGGGGUGGGGGGAGAGGGAGAGGGAGAGUUGUCAUUCAGAGAGAAUGCAGUUGUUUGGAAAGGGGCUAGUCAAAAUAAUUACCUGGAAAUGCGAGUGUGUGAAACCUAACCCUGCGUUAUGUAUCCACGUAUGGGUAGAUUCUUUGUUCAAAAGCAGAUCAACUUGAAAGUGUAGCUCUUUGCUUUAUUGGAUGUUAAAACAAAUAGAACUCACAAUUGCUUUCUUGUGAGUUAAAAAUCUUGACCUAUGGAAGGGAUGUGUUAUACACCCUGAAUGUGUGUGUCUGUGUGUGUGUGGGUUAUGGCUCUUGUGCAAUGUAUGUGUUAAGUGUGUAAAAACAGCUUUUUCCAGUGUAAAGUUGCUACUCUUGAGGACUCAAUAUUUGGUAACUUAUCAACUCAAUUAACAUAGCCUCCCCCCCUCAAAUCUAUUAUAAACUUUUAGGUUUAGAGGAAAUAAUGAAGUAAAUGCAACUGUUAAAAAGAGAGCGAACAGUGUGUGCUGUUAACUUUUCUUGCAGUUAUUGCAUGAUUAGAAUCUUAUCUGGGCUCACUAUUGCUCUUGUUUUUUCUCAGACAGUGUCUUGAGUCUCCAUCCAUCAGUCUUCUCAUAUUACUCUGGAAACGAGAAAUAACAUCUUUAGAACUAGAUUCACUGCUGGCAAUUCUGCUAUUUUAUUGUAAGAACGUUGAAUGUGGCAAUGCUUGUUUUCUGCAUAGUUUUGCAUUAAAAUGUUAAUGGACGAAGCAUUCUUAUAGUUACUGGGAAAUUGAGGCAGUGAACAACAACAUGUAAACCCUUGUCCUUUGUAUAAUAAAAAUUCUGGGUGAAUGUAAUAUAUACUGGCAUAGCCUGUACUGGUAAAAUUAACCAAAACAAGCAUUUUCAUUGUAAAUACUGGAACAGUGGAGAUGAAGCUGAUGUUUGCAUUUCAUCCAUAAAACAUCAGUGUCAAAGCUGUCAACCUAAAUGCCAUUACUUUUCUCCUUAACAGGUCAAUAGUGGACAGGCAUGCCUGUUGAGUCUUAUCAGUUAAUAAUAAUAAUUCAUUAUAAUGGCAAACAGCUUUCAGUUUCCUCAGCUCUCAUUUGUUGGUGAUUUUAUGAGUGUUCUGAGUUUUCCUCCUUUCAUGUUUUUAGGAUUGGUAAGUAACUCUGGGUUCUAUUGUUGUGCUUAAGUUCUGGAAGGGAAAAAAGGAGGAGAUACUCCGUUGGCAUGGAACCUAUUCUUGCUUUCUUUUCUUUUUUCAAUUUAGCUUGGCAGAAAGUGUGAUGCAGAUUUAGCAGUAGGUUAAACUAAACCCAUCUUACUGACCAGAAGAAAACUUAAAAAUGAAACUGGGGCAGAUCAGUAGCAAUUAAGUGACUUAAGCAAUGCUUUUAUUGUAGUAAAAUAGCUAUGGCCUUACUAUUUCAUCAAUAUCGGCUAAAUGUCUGAAUAUGUUCACUCUUUUUACUGUUACCCAAGUGAAUAUUCACAUGAGGAAAAAAAAAACACCUGCUACACGUGUAGAGAUUUCGAAUUUGUAAAAUGCAGCAUUAUAUACAGACAAAAUGCAACAGAAAUGCACUUCGGGUUGGGGGGCGCUUAAACUUUUGUAAAUUGUGAUUACAACAAAUAUGCAAUAGGUUUUUUUCUUUAACUUUUGAUAUUUCCUUCUGAAACAUAAGAUUGUUACCAUUAAUCUUUAAUGGCCUAUCAUGCUCUUAUGUGUGUGUGUAUGUGUGCGUGUGUGUGUUUGAGAGAGAGCAGAUAUUCUUUGUGUGGGUUUCCUUUAGGAUGGUACAUUUCAUUUUAAAAAACCAUUCUUUGGAUGAAAGUUAGCUGGGUCUCCAGCCCUGGAAUCUGGAAGACAUCUGAUGAGUGUAUCAAUGUAGGUUUCAGAGGAUAUUAAAUGGAAACUAAUCGGUCUUCAAAGUAACCUGUAACAGCUUCAAGAAUUUUAUAUUUAAUAGCUGGAGGGUGUGUGUUUUCUACAGAAGAUUGUCAUGGAUAAAAUCCCCCCUCAAAUAUAUUUCUGAUGUAACUGGCUACUGCACAAAUGGUUUCAGUUCUUCAGUCAAAACCACUCAGUUAUGUCUCUCCCGGAAAAGUUUGGUUUCUGAUAUUUAUAUUCUCACUUUUCUGUGAGACUUCUGUUGAAAAAAAGUAGUAGUAAUUAUCUGGAUUCUCUACUUUGUCAGUUUGGUUUAUUCCUGUUGUCAAAGCUGUCUAAAACAAAAAUGUGUAAAGUAGGUUCAUGCUUAAUUGUUAAAAUUAUACAUGUAUUUGUAUUUGUUUUUGACAUUGCCAAGGUGCUAUGGGAAACUGAAAUAACCGUUAGAAGGAAAUAAUAAAAUCCACCUUAAAAAGACA